Oncorhynchus keta (chum salmon) is the source of this 2986-nucleotide messenger RNA. Its product is annotated as TLC domain-containing protein 1-like. Gene Ontology annotation, biological process: plasma membrane organization; regulation of membrane lipid distribution; membrane assembly. Gene Ontology annotation, cellular component: plasma membrane. The transcript is spliced from 5 exons. NCBI's taxonomy places the organism in Eukaryota, Metazoa, Chordata, Actinopteri, Salmoniformes, Salmonidae. The coding region runs from base 1232 to 2005 and encodes 257 amino acids. The record is from RefSeq and is a predicted model, not a curated record.
GUAAUUAAGGUUGGGGCUUCCAAGUAGGCCUACCUUGUGUAUACAAUCUUGGCAUUUUGUACCAUUCAGGAAUUUCCCCUUGACCUUGUGAAGGUUAUUGUAUGAAAGGAGGACGAGAGUGGGGGUGUUGUGCUUUAGUUCAAAUUCUAUGGAUCAAGAGCUGGCUGAAUGUAAAAGGCAUGUGGACAUGGGUUCACUGGGAACCGAAUAGGCAAAAAGGAGGGACUAACCUGAACUUGUUCAAUAACAGAUGCAGAUCCCCCCUCACAUGUUUUUGCCCUAAUGAAUACACCCCAUGGGGAGGCCCCAUGUUCAGGCCCUGGUAUGUUGCCACUGUUCCCCCCUCACUUCCCCAACUGGGCCAGAGAGGCCAGCUGUGGAGAGUGUGUGCUCUGUUUAUGGAAAAAGUGUAGGGGGGAGCAAGGAGGAGACAGUGGUUUAUGGAGCAGCACAGUUUCUCAGUGAGUUUGGGAGUGUUAGUUGGCUGUUAGGCUAAAUUAAUUAGUUGAUUUGCUUUUCCAUUUUAGUGAGAGUUUCAGAGCUGUGGUCUCUGUGGCUACCACCAAAAUCAGUCAAAGUUGACAAAUGUUUGUGUAUCAAACCUCAAAUUCACAUUUUAUACAGCCUGCUCUGUGACGGUGACUAUUUAUCCAGAGAAACAACAAAGAACAUUGUUUCCUAGUAAUGAUUUAAGUGACAACGUUACACUAUACCCUAAUAAUGUUUUUAGCCCUGUCAUAUAGUUCAACUUUCUUGUUUGUGUUAAGUAAGCUGUGGCCCCUCCUUGAUUCUCUGGUUUUCUGGAAGCAGGCCACCCACACCACUCCCUCUCCACCACUCCCCCUUCUCUCUAGUCAUAGUCAGACACAAGCAGACUGGUUGAGUGGCAACACACUACGAGAGGGGGGAAAAUAUCUGUAGAAUUGAAUGAGCUGUUUUAAGGGAGCCCUAGCUAGUCUCCCCCUCUGAGCCCGGGAAGUAGUGGAAAACGUAAGAAACGCUGCGCCUAUUCUCCGAGUAGUUCUGAAACGAGCACGAGGGGUAAAGACCGCAUCUCUAAAAACGACUUCCUUCAAACCCCUGGAACUGUGACUGUCCUGAGGAGAACACUCCCCUCACACACUCCCCAACUGACCGUGGAGGCGUGAGAAGAGCCGUGGAGAGGAGCAGCUGACGCGAAACAGACGAAGCACAACAAGGAAGAGAGUAAAAAGGAGAGGGGGAGGAGAAGAUGGAGGCCUUGCUUCCUGUGUUGCAGCGACACCCUGGAAUGUCUGUGUUGGUGUGGGCUCUGAUGUUCCGGGUGGCCCACCGACUACUACAGAAUCUGCCUGUGCCCAAAGCGGUAGCGGUGGAUGACUUCCGCUCCUGGAAGUGGAGGAACCUGUCGGUCUCUAUGGUCCACUCCCUCCUGACAGGGACUUGGGCUGUGACCUGUGUGAUCAUUUCGCCUGAGUUGGCAACCAACAUUCACUCCUUCUACACGGCCCCGGCCUACAUGCUCAUCUGCAUCUCAUCAGGAUACUUUGUACAAGAUGCAGGUGACAUCAUUCUAACUGGUCAUGCAAGAGGAUCCUGGGAGUUCUUAAUUCAUCAUGUUCUGGUGCUCUGGUGCUUCCUGUAUUCUCUGUACUCGCACCUCUACGUGGCCGGUGCUGUGGUGGCUCUCUUUGUGGAGGUUAACAGUGUCACCCUGCAUUUGAGGCUAAUGCUGAAGCUAGCAUCACAGCAGUCGUCCCCUCUGUACCAAAUCAAUAAGUUCCUCAACCUCUUCACCUACAUCGUCUUCCGCCUCAGCGCACAGUUCUACCUCACAUAUUACAUCGUCCAGAACUACUCCUGGAUGGACAAAGGAGGCUACUUCCUUGUUACCAUGACUCUCAUGAACACCAUGAUCCUGAUCUACUUUUAUCGUCUUCUCCGCGCCGACUUCUUCCCCUGGAGCAGGGCUCACAUGGAGCAAAAUGGCACCCACAACAACGUCAAAAAGUUCCUCACUGAAUGACACCGAUAGUGACAUGAUCGUAUACCAGAUGUUGUGUUUGGUGUGUUUGUUCGGUUACACAUCUCAUCGCAUUGUGUCAAGCUGUGACUUUAUUAUUAUUAUUAUAACAACAACAAAAAAGCUCUCAAAGGCUCGUGUUGUUGUGAGAGGCGGCCAGGAAAGGAUGUGGACAGUGGUACAUGCCCUAUAGUGAUGAUUAUGCCCACUGUGGCUGAAGAUCCCUCACUCACACUAACUGGGUAGCAUACAGUGAGAGACUGGUCUGUUCACACUGACUGAGAGAAUCCUACUAAAUUACUUCCAGGAUACUGUGCCACUUUUGCUUCUGAUCAUAGCUAAUACAAUUGUUAACAAUAUAGGAAUUUACAUGAUUCAUGUGGAAUGCUCUUUUACAGAAAAAAUGCUAGCAAUCAUACAUGCAUACAGUAGAGAAACAAACUGCCAAGGAUAACAGGGACCACCUUGGUUGCUGUACAUCCCACCCCACAAAUUCUGUCAGGUGUGGCUUAGCAACAUAGUUUUAUUGAAAUUUCCACUAAUAGGAUUUUGUAAAUGUACUAUAAUACAAUCGAUAUCUGACACUAACAAACUGUCAGACAAUACAUCUGUUUCACUUUCAUUCUUCCCUGUUUGGUCUCAAAAGGUCAACACCAAUACAUGGGUGACUGACAUUCUUACAACAGCGACCAUUCUUUUCAUUCCAUAAAUCUAACGUAGUGAAAUGCAUGUAUCCCCUGGAAAGUAGCUGAAUGUACAGCUAGGUCAAUUUUAAUUUAUUUGAGGUUACAAGAAUUGCUUCUCUUCAAGUUAUUUAUCAAAGUGAACCAAACUGAAACAGACAGGUCCAGUGGAUGGGUUAGCCAUAGUAGUGCCUAUACCGCAGUUCCUUCGCAACAAUUUUCCCUGGAUAGCCACAUAGUAUGUCUAUAGACAGUGUUGGGGAAGCUACUCAGCAAAAAAAAAAAAAUAAGCUUCUUCUCA